Molecule: messenger RNA, 2338 nt
Organism: Phoenix dactylifera (date palm)
Lineage: Eukaryota; Viridiplantae; Streptophyta; Magnoliopsida; Arecales; Arecaceae
Cellular component (GO): membrane
Molecular function (GO): protein binding
Source: RefSeq, a predicted model, not a curated record
AAGAGCUUUUGCCACCCUCCCUUUGAAACCUAGCCUCCACCAUCAUGGGCAGUCGAGCUGGAGGCAUGCCACCUGCUUUCCCUGCAGGGGGCGGUCCAGGCGGGCCUGUUUCCUCUGAAGGGGAUGCAGGGGACACCCUUUCCAAACUUCUGAAGAAGGAUAUCCUCCCAACGUACGACGUUGUGAACGAUGCUAUACGGCAUGACAACUUGCGGGAGCUCCUGAAGCAUGUUGAGGGACCUGUGAACCUAUCGGAGGACCCGUUGCUCAGCGUGGUGAUCGCCUGCGGGAAGAGCAAGCUCGCGAUCAAGCUGUUGGCGAACAUGCCACCGGAGAAACUAAUGGACAAGAAUUUUAAUGACGACACAGCCCUCCAUGUGGCGGCGGAGAUGGGAGAUGAGAGCGUGGUGGAGGCAUUGGUCAAAAAGAACCGCGACCUGCUCGGGGCCUCCAACAAGCAGCUGGAGAUCCCGCUGCACAAGGCCGCGCUGUUCGGACGGAGGCGAAUAUUCUGGGACCUGGUGAGGCACGGCAGCAACGCGCGUGCAAACAGGGAGGACGGCGCCACCAUGUUGCAUUGUGCCGUCGUCGGCAAGGCACCCGAGCUGGCAUUGGAGAUAGCAAAAGAGUAUCGAGACCUGAUGACUCGUCGGAAUUCAAAGGCUGUCACGCCUUUACAGCUAAUGGUGACCAUUCCGGAGGCAUUUCCAAGCCAAUCUCACCUUGGGCCUAUUGAAUCCCUCAUCUAUGACUGGAUUCCUUUGGAAGAGAGACAUAAAAAGCCUGUAGAGGAGUCAUCAGUGCGUGAAACCUCCGAUCCACGAUACAAGGAUAAUGAAUGCCUACAGCUUGUGAGGACAUCUCGGAGAAAACUUCCACCUAAUUAUGCCUCUUUUUUUGACAUGUUGGAAUUGGCUUGCAUUCCAGUUAGAUGGGCUCGGAUACUUGUUUUCAACAUUUUAAAGCAAUUGUCCACCAGAAUUCAAGACCUUGAACUUCAGAAGAAAAAUCAUAAACAAGCUAUGGAACUUAUUGCUUAUUUGGCUAAAGAUCUUGAUUACUGGGAUUUUAUUGACAAGGGAAGAAAACCAUCAACAGCCCCGAGCGAAUACUUACCAACUCCACCUGACAUGAUCAGCAAACCUCCAACUAUUUCGUCGGGCCGAAACGAAACUUCAAAAAGUAAUGAAAAUCAAAGAAAACAAGGAAACGAAAAACUUCCUGAAGUUGGCACUAAUAAGAAACUUCGAUGGAAUGAAUCACCUUUAAUUCUUGGUGCAGCACUUGGCCUUCAUGAGUUUGUAAAGCAAAUUUUAACAGUAUGUCCAGCAUCUGCAUCAUUGCAUGACACAGAGGGGAGGAAUGUCCUUCAAGUGGCAAUUUUGCAUGGUCAGGAAAAGAUUGUUGAGAUUAUAGAGUCAAUGGCCACAGGGAAGAAUCCAGUCUUACCGUCUUGGUUGUUGUCUGAAAUUGAAAAAACAACACAAAACACCAUCUUGCAUUACGCUGCUGUCAAAACUGUCCAAGAAAAUUUUCCUGCCACACAAAUGCAAUACGAGCUCCAAUGGUUUGAGAGGGUGAAAAGGUUGGUCCGUAAAGAUUUAGAUUAUAGCCGAAACCAAGAUGAGCUAACAGCUCAAGAACUUUUCAACGAGGAACACAAGAUUAUGGUUCAGAAUGGUAAAGAACAACUGAUGGAGAUGGGGAAAACAUACUCAAGCCUUGUAGCGGCUGUGGUCUUUGCUUCUAGUUUCUCCAUACCAGGCGAUAAGGAUGCUAAUAAUAACCCAGUUUUCCUGCAUAAGACUGCUUUCAAAGUUUUCUCACAUGCAUAUGUGAUUGGAUUGUCCUGUGCCGCUACAGCUUUGGUAUUAUUUUUGUCUCUCUUAACCUCACCUUACAGAGUUCAAGAAUUCCGCCGCUCGAUACCUACGAAGUACUUUUUUGCUAAUGUGUCUUUCUCUCUCGCAUUGGUGGCUCUAUUAGUGGCGUUCACAUGUAACAUCUACCUAAAUAUAUAUGGCGGAAGAAAGGCACAGACAAAGGAUCUUGUACCGCUUGUGUGUGAGCUUACCAUCUUUCCGGUAGUGUGUUUGUUUGUGUUACUUUAUCGGGGCGCUUCCUUUGGAUUUGGCUCCUUCACGCGACGUGUUUGGCGUUAGAUCAUAAAACCCCCUACAUGCAUCCUUCAACAAGUUCGGUUAUGCACUUUUGAGAGCCAGAGCUCUUCAUUUUCUUAUUUAAUUUGUUGAUCUUUUCGAACAUGUACUCGUAUACUGAUGCAUGAAGUUUGUAAUCAUUACAGCUCUAAAUUUGAAAUGGUCUAUAAUUAUCUGAA